Molecule: messenger RNA, 1919 nt
Organism: Panicum virgatum (switchgrass)
Lineage: Eukaryota; Viridiplantae; Streptophyta; Magnoliopsida; Poales; Poaceae
Product: beta-amylase
Exons: 7
Coding region: 183-1649 (488 amino acids)
Biological process (GO): polysaccharide catabolic process
Molecular function (GO): beta-amylase activity
Source: RefSeq, a predicted model, not a curated record
GUUCCUGUUCCUACGCGGAAGUAGCUUGUACCGGCUGAAUGGAAGGUGCGCCGCUGGAGAAGUGCUCCCCUCUGUAUAAAUAGGCCCCCAGGCUCCCUGCAACAUUCAUCAGCGCGAGCUCAGUGAGCACCAAGCAGAGACCAAGCCAGUGGGUGUUCCGAGAGCAUAGCCAGCCAGCCACAAUGGCGGGAAACCUGCUAUCUAACUAUGUCCAGGUCUACGUCAUGCUCCCGCUGGAUGUCAUCACUGUCGACAACACGUUCGAGAAGGCCGACGAGACGAGGGUGCAGCUGCAGAAGCUGGUGGAGGCCGGCGCCGACGGGGUCAUGAUCGACGUCUGGUGGGGGCUGGUGGAAGGGAAGGCGCCCGGGGUCUACGACUGGAGCGCCUACAAGCAGGUGUUCAAGCUGGUGCAGGAGGCCGGGCUGAAGCUGCAGGCCAUCAUGUCGUGCCACCAGUGCGGCGGCAAUGUCGGCGACAUCGUCAACAUCCCGAUCCCGCAGUGGGUGCGGGACGUUGGUGAGGCCAACCCCGACAUCUUCUACACCAACCGGAGGAAGAUGAGGAACAUCGAGUACCUCACGAUUGGAGUGGAUGACCAGCCUCUCUUCCAGGGGAGAACUGCAAUUCAGCUCUAUGCUGAUUACAUGAAGAGCUUCAGGGAGAACAUGGCAGAGUUCUUGGACGCUGGUGUCAUCGUGGACAUUGAGGUCGGACUUGGCCCUGCUGGAGAGAUGAGGUACCCCUCCUAUCCACAGAGCCAGGGAUGGGUGUACCCAGGCGUUGGAGAGUUCAUAUGCUAUGACAAGUACCUGGAAGCAGACUUCAAAGCUGCAGCAACAAAAGCUGGGCAUCCUGAGUGGGAAUUGCCUGAUGACGCUGGGGAGUACAAUGACACUCCUGAGAAAACCCAGUUCUUUGCGGACAACGGAACAUACCAGACCGAGAAGGGGAAGUUCUUCCUCACAUGGUACUCCAACAAACUGAUCAAGCACGGCGAUAAGAUCUUGGACGAAGCAAACAAGGUCUUCUUGGGAUGCAGAGUGCAGCUGGCCAUCAAAAUCUCUGGCAUUCACUGGUGGUACAGGGUUCCAAACCAUGCAGCUGAGCUCACUGCCGGGUACUACAACUUAGAUGACAGAGACGGUUACAGAACCAUAGCGCACAUGCUCACAAGGCAUCGUGCUAGCAUGAACUUCACUUGUGCUGAGAUGAGGGACAAUGAACAGAGUUCGGAAGCAAAAAGUGCACCUGAGGAACUGGUUCAGCAGGUGCUGAGUGCCGGAUGGAGGGAGGGCCUAAACAUAGCAUGUGAAAAUGCACUCAGUCGCUAUGAUGCCACAGCUUACAACACAAUCCUCAGGAAUGCAAGACCACAAGGAAUCAACAAGAAUGGCCCUCCUGAACACAAGUUGUAUGGGUUCACCUACCUCCGAGUAUCGAAUGAGCUCCUUGAAGGACAGAACUAUGCCACUUUCAAAACUUUUGUCAGGAGAAUGCAUGCUAACCUGGAUUAUAACGCAAACAUCGAUCCACUUGCACCUAUGGAAAGAUCAAAGCCAGAGAUACCAAUCGAACAAAUCCUGGAAGUAGCACAGCCAAAGCUGGAGCCAUUUCCUUUCAUCGAGAACACAGAUCUACCAGUUUAAACAUCCCAAUGGUUCAAUUUCAAUCUACAAGAAGGGGCACAAGGAACUUUAAGAAUCAAGACAAACACAGUACGCCUAUUGUCGAACAAUAUGCUGAAACUAAAUAAACUGCUAUGUUAAGCAGACUACAAUCAUGUUGCACCAAUAAUCUUGUGUUGUUCAACCUGAGGCUUGAUGCUUGUCUAAUGAGCUGUAAUACCUUGGCCUUCACAUUGUUGUAUGUAUUUGAGCUAAUGAAUAAAAAAGUUAUGUGGCUUAUUUAUUGUGCUA